Corythoichthys intestinalis (scribbled pipefish) is the source of this 4791-nucleotide messenger RNA. It is a transcript of the gene rfx1a, whose product is annotated as regulatory factor X, 1a (influences HLA class II expression). Gene Ontology annotation, cellular component: nucleus. The record is from RefSeq and is a predicted model, not a curated record. Gene Ontology annotation, molecular function: RNA polymerase II cis-regulatory region sequence-specific DNA binding; DNA-binding transcription factor activity, RNA polymerase II-specific. The transcript has 19 exons. The coding region runs from base 178 to 3063 and encodes 961 amino acids. Lineage: Eukaryota; Metazoa; Chordata; Actinopteri; Syngnathiformes; Syngnathidae. Gene Ontology annotation, biological process: regulation of transcription by RNA polymerase II.
CAAACUAGCUGUAGUGCCGAUAAUGUUACUUGUGGUUGUCCGGAAUGUGGCCAUUUGCACCCACUCGUGUCUGGGUUGUCAGUCUGCCUGCCGUGACGACGCAGCCAGGAUGCUGCGGGCCGUUGUUAUGGCGAUGUCAAAAGCGAAAGGGGGCGGAGGAGGCUGCAUGUUGUUGACAUGAAUCUGUCGGGGCUGUGUGAGUGUACGUUUGUGGCGGUGGAAGGGGGGGCUCAAGUCAUCAGCCAAUCAAAUGUGCGUUUGAGGAGGUUAAAAAAUGGACCGGCACAUUCAGCAAGUGAAAAGGGGAUAAAUAGGGGUUGCCCAGCCAGUGUCAUGGCCACCUCAGGCUAUGUUGGCGAGAUCCAGCCAGCAGCCCCAUCUCAAGGAACUGUUGUCACAUCUGGACAGCCUGAUGCCAGCUCCACUCCUGCAACUGCAUCUCAGUUCCUGUCUGAAAUUCAAACCGCUGUGGUCACCCCUACUGUUGUCACUCCAACAGCUCAAACUGCACCCACUGAACAGGCCACUUCAAUCAGUACCCAAAAGCCCAGUGCUGGCAGUCAAACCCAAUCAACAGCUCAGACUCAGCCCGCACAGACACAUUAUGUGACAGCAGAAAUACAAGGCUCCCCCACACAGUCUGGAAAUGGCCAAACUGCUCCACAGUAUAUAGUUGUUACAGUUACAGCAGAGGGUUCCCUUCACUCAAGCGACAGUGUCUCAGACUCCAGUUCCCCUCCAGCUGUUGUCCCGACAGGUGUACCCACGCAGGUUGUUCAACAGGUUCAAACAGCCCAACAGAGGUCUGUGGUCCAGGCCACCUCUCAAAUAGCCAAGACUGAGCCUGGCUCACAGCUCAGUGUUGCCGGUCUACAGCCAGUUCAUAUAACCCCAGAGCAACAACAGCUCACACCAGUCCAGGUUCAACAUGUGUACACCAAUCAAGUGCAGUAUGUGGAAGGAGGAGAUACCAACUACACCACCAGCACUAUUCGUUCCGGCACUUUCCCUUAUAGUGACACAGCCCUGUACACUCAGUCCACUGCUGGCCAGUACUAUGAAGGUCAGCCAACCUCAGGCACGCAGGCCUCCACCCCUGGCACACCUCUAACUGUCUCUGUGACCACUGGCACAACAGGCGCCGUGUCCAUGUUUGUGGCUCAGCCUAGCAGUGCAACAGGGGGAGGGGCCACAGUGGUAUCCACAGGUGGUACCACAAAUGGGUCAGGGGAUGGGGCAGGAACUAAUGGUGGUGGCGCAGGAAGUUAUGUGAUCCAGGGGGGUUACAUGUUGGGCAGCAGCAGCAGCAGCAGUAGCAGCGGCGGGUCAGCUGGCAACAGUCAGAGCUACUCCCACACAGCCCGCGCCUCCCCAGCCACUGUGAGUAUAACAGAGGGCGAGGAGAGUAGCGUGCCGUCGGCAGACAAGAAGGUACAGUGGUUGCUGGACAACUAUGAGACUGCUGAGGGAGUCAGUCUGCCACGCUCAACCCUGUACUGCCAUUACCUGCUGCAUUGCCAAGAGCAGAAGCUGGAGCCUGUUAAUGCUGCCUCUUUCGGGAAACUCAUUCGAUCUGUUUUCAUGGGAUUGCGUACACGACGCCUUGGUACACGGGGCAAUUCUAAAUACCACUAUUAUGGCCUGAGAAUCAAGGCAGGUUCUUCUCUUCUCCGCCUAAUGGAAGAUCAGCAACAUUUGGCUAUGAGGCAACAGCCCUUUUCUCAAAAACAGAGGUUGAAGCCUGUGCAUAAAGUGGAGGGAAUGACCAAUGGGACAGCUUCAGGAGCAGGACAGCAGCAACUUCAACAGCAGGGUUCUGGACAGGUGGACAUCAGCACCCAGGUUCAGCAGUACCAGCAGUUCCUUGAUGCAACUAGAACACUGCCAGAGUUUCCAGAUAUUGACCUCCAAGGGAAGCCGCUACCCGAGGGUAUUGAACUGGAUCACAUAAAGAGUUUUCAACUACUCUACAGAGAACACUGUGAGGCCAUACUAGACGUGAUGGUCAAUCUUCAAUUUACCUUAGUCGAGACCUUGUGGAAAAGCUUCUGGAGGUUCAGUCAGAGUCAGGCUGGAGAUGCCACAUUGGCUGUUCAUGACGAAUCUGAAAAGCGUCUCCCAAAGUCCUGCCUGGUGCUGCUGUGCAAGUAUGACCCAGUGCUGCGCUGGAGCCGUGACUGUGACAACAGCUUAUAUCAGGGCCUGGUGGAAAUCCUUAUCCCUGAUGUUCUCAGGCCAAUCCCCAGUGCCUUAACUCAAGCAAUUCGGAACUUUGCCAAAAGCCUGGAGAGCUGGUUGACCAACGCAAUGAUGAAUAUCCCUGAGGAAAUGGUUCGCGUCAAGGUGACAUCAGCCAGUGCAUUUGCCCAGACACUGCGGCGCUACACCAGUCUCAACCAUCUGGCCCAGGCGGCUCGUGCAGUCCUCCAGAACACUGCCCAGAUCAACCAAAUGCUCUCUGACCUCAACCGUGUUGACUUUGCUAAUGUUCAGGAGCAGGCCUCAUGGGUAUGUCGCUGUGAAGACCGCGUUGUCCAAAGACUAGAGCAGGACUUUAAGCUGACCCUCCAGCAACAGAACUCAUUGGAGCAAUGGGCUGCUUGGCUGGAUGGUGUGGUUUCUCAGGUGUUAAAACCCCACCAACACAGCCCUACCUUUCCUAAGGCUGCCAAGCUGUUCCUGCUCAAGUGGUCCUUUUACAGCUCCAUGGUGAUUCGGGAUCUAACUCUGCGCAGUGCUGCCAGUUUUGGCUCCUUUCACUUGAUCCGCCUUCUGUAUGACGAGUACAUGUACUACCUGAUAGAGCAUAGAGUAGCCCAGGCUAAAGGAGAGACCCCCAUUGCCGUGAUGGGAGAGUUUGCCAGUUUAGGACGAGGACUAAACAUACUGGAUGGUGACAAAGAAGAAGAAGAGGAGGAAGAGGAGGAAAGUGAUGAGGAAGGUCAGGAGCUGUCCCUGCCGUCAGACGCUGUAGUGUUAGGAGACGAGUCCCUGGAGCCUCCUGCCAAGCUGGCCAGAACAGACCAGAGGGUCCUCUUCACUACAGGGCCAGCUGACCACUAACAAGUAUUAGACCACUAGAAGGAGGAACUGAUCAUUACAAAAAGAAGACACCUGUAUAUUUAGCAGCUAUUGUAAAUGUGCAAAGUUUUGCUGCUGUCUAUUAUGCUUACUGUGUGUCUCUCUCGCUGGUUAUUGCACAUACAACACUUGUUUGAUCAAUUAAAUCAACACAUAGGUGGAUUGAAGGUACCAGCUUCCCCAAUACAAGAAGAUGCAAUGUGCAUUUUCACCCUCACCUGUGUAGACCUGUAAGAAGGAAUUUUGCCCAGUCACUGCAUUAGCACUUAGAGCCUGGCUGUUUCCUGUCUGUGAAAGUAGUGACUCAAUUUUCUCUCUAAAUGUCACUGCUUGAUUGAAAAAUCAUUGAACCCACUGUGCUGUGUGUGUCUGGAAAGUUAACGUGAUAAAGAAAACCAGCAAUGUGUAUAACUGGACCUUGAGCUAUCAAUGUUUGCCAUUGUUUUUGUUUUUUAACAAGAAAGUCAAAUUUGGGGGGGAUUGUUAGUGUGUUUUAUGCAUGUGUGUGUGUCUGCUGUGUAUUCUCUAGUGUGUUUGAAAAUGGAGCUGUGUAGGUCUGAUUGUGUGCUUGAAGGUCAUUCUGAGGACAUUUCAUUUUAACGUGGGAGACAUGUUCAAUUUUGCUGCCUGUAAAGAGACAUUUGGGGUGUUUUCUAGGAGUGCCUGUCACAGCUGCUACACACCUGUGCAGAUAAAACCACAGCUGUGGACUAAGGACUCCCAUGUGAUGCUGCAAAAAUAUUCAGUGUGUCACAUAUUUAUGUUUCAAGUGCUUCAUCCCUAUAUUAAUUUUACAAAUUAUUGUUCAUGUUCACUCAUUUUCCUUUGAAAAAUAAUUUUGACCACCUAUUUCAAGAUAGUUCUCUUUGUGCCAAGCCUGGUUUGUUUUAUUCUUGUCUAAAGUUAUGUGUCUGUGCCUGAGAAAGUACAGGUAAUACAUGCCACUGUUGAAUUUUCCAUUACUUUUGAGUUUUGCUGUCACAAAGUGAACCUAUUGUGCAGUGUGUGGUGCUGUGAAGUCACACAUUUUAGACAAACCUUGUAGGAAUUAUGGAUUUUUUUUUGUGUGAUUAUAUGUUCUGUUAUCGAUCCUCGUGUUAUGUCUGAAGAGUUAUCGACACACAGGCUAAGAUCUAGCGUCUUUGCACAUACUGUCUCACACCUUACAUUAAGUCUGACACAAUUCUCUUGAAAUCAUUUUCAUCUUUGAAGUAUUGUGUGUUAAAUUGUGAGUUGCAGGUGUCACAUUUCAAAUUAACGUCACAUCCCUGCAGUUUUGAUGUGUGUGGUGAUGAUUAAUCCACUCUGUCCUCCACUAUAUCAAUGCAUUCCUGCUAAUGGCUUUGUUUUGCUUCAUAAACUAAAUUUUGUAAACACUGUCACGGUUGGUUGAUACACAUAUUCUUGUGUCGGAAUUUACUUUUUACUCACCAUAAUGUAGGCCUUCUUGUUUCUAUCACUUUUAUUAUUUCUAGGGAGUCCAAAUCUAAACCACAACUAAUUACAUAUCAUAACAGUCUUCAGCUGAUACAAAAUACAGUAUUUCAUUGUUAGUAUAAUGUUUAGUCUUUUUUUAAAGUGCAUUGUUUCUUAUAAACAAUAUAAAGUGAGUAAACUAAACAUGUUCAGUGGCAGUGUUUAAUGGAUUUGGUCUACUGUAAGUAUGACUGUGCCUUUGGAGGUGGUAGAAUGCAAUUCAGAUGUUUAAUU